Messenger RNA from Solea solea (common sole), 3918 nucleotides. RefSeq names its product Rho GTPase activating protein 18 (gene arhgap18). Gene Ontology annotation, molecular function: GTPase activator activity. The transcript is spliced from 18 exons. Gene Ontology annotation, cellular component: cytoplasm. NCBI's taxonomy places the organism in Eukaryota, Metazoa, Chordata, Actinopteri, Pleuronectiformes, Soleidae. Gene Ontology annotation, biological process: signal transduction; regulation of actin filament polymerization; regulation of small GTPase mediated signal transduction. The coding region runs from base 205 to 2349 and encodes 714 amino acids. The record is from RefSeq and is a predicted model, not a curated record.
UACAGGCUGGAGAGGGAGAAGGGAGACGGAGGGAAAGAAGGAAGAAAGUGUGGAGUCAGAAUGAGUCGACAGCAUAACAGUCCAGCUAUGGAAGUCGCGGACAGAUAAUAAGACAUAUGUUCUCCACAGACUGAGCUGUGUUUAUAUGCGAGCGGUGUGUGAAGCAGAGCAAAGAAGAAGAAGGAGGAGAAGAAGAGGAGAAACAUGAGUCGGCAGCAGCAGGAGCAGACCCAGGGAGUGGUUUUAACGGGUUACCACAGCAACACGGAACUGUUGUCGAAAACGGGACCGUGUCCUCCCAACUGUCCGUCAGCACUGGACCACGAGCCCACCGGGCACAGUCGCAGAUCAGGCCAUUACACCAUUCCACAGAACCAAAACACACAACAUGGAGACGGAUGCACAAAUGCCUCUGCCUCGAAUGCCAGCAAGACAGGCAGUGUCAAGUCAUCAUCUCUGCCCAACUCAAUCUCUGCGGCUUACUCCAGGUCUCACAGCUCCACCAGCCCAAAGCCUAGCUCUAGUCCAAAGCCUAACUCCAGUCUGAAGUCUAACUGCAGUCCCAGACACAGUCCCAGGUCCAGGAACCGACCCACAUGUCAGCGCUGUAACUCUCAGGAUUCUCUGGAUGAGCUGGAGAUGGACGAUUAUUGGAAGGAGGUGCAGAAUAUCACCAGUUCAGGAGAAGGAGCAGGGAGGGGAGAAGAAGGGGAAAAUCAAGAGGAGGAGCAGCAUAAAAUUCCUGAAGAAGGAGAGCAGGAGGAGGCGUGGCUUACAGAGGCAGGGCUAGGACGAAUCUUUGAUCAGUCAUUGGCUGACCAGGAUCAGGAAGAAGACCAUGCAGUCUUCCUGUCCACAUUGACCAGAACUCAGGCCGCAGCGGUAGAACGGCGUGUGACCACACUACAGCAGACGCUACGGCGACGCAACCGGCAGCACGUCCCCGAUGUUAGGGAUAUAUUCAGACCUCGUGAAAAGGAGGAACAGCCAAGAAAAGUCAAAGAGGGAAGUGAGAAUGGACAAAAAGAUGUCAUGGCUGAAACAGAGACAGAGCUGAACGUUGAAGUGGCCUUUUCAGAACAAGCACUCACCUACAGGGAAAACCUCCAAGGGUUAAAGGUCAUCACAAGCCCUAACUCACCUGAUGACAAACUACCAAACUUUAAGCUGCUUCGAGAUAAAACAGGCCAAACCAAAAUAGGAGAUCUGUCUCCUCUGGAUAUGAAAAAGGUACAUAGACUGGCACUUGUGGAGAUGACUGCUCUGUUCGACACUGCUGGAAUAGACCUUAAGGCGCACAAAGCUGUUAAAGUUAAAACUAAAGAAAUUGGUCUGUUUGGUGUUCCCCUCAUUACUUUAUUGGAUCAGGACCAGAGACGUGCUCCAGGAACCAAAGUGCCAUUUAUACUGCAGAGGCUUAUCUCUCAUAUCGAGGAGGAAGGAUUAAACACAGAGGGACUUCUGCGGAUUCCUGGAGCAGCCACUAGAGUUAAGUCACUGUGCCAGGAGCUGGAGUCCUCCUUCUACGAUGGGAUGUUUCCUUGGCAACAGUUGAAGCAGCACGAUGCCGCAAGUCUUUUGAAGCUGUUCAUCAGGGAGUUACCCCAUCCUUUACUGACUGUGGAAUACCUCAGUGCAUUUAUUGCUGUCAACAAGCUCCCCACAAAGAAACAACAGCUGCAGGCUUUGAACCUACUGGUCCUUUUGCUUCCCGAGCCCAAUCGAGACACUUUAAAGGCUUUGGUGGAGUUCUUCCAACAUGUGAUUGACCAUCAGUCCAAAAAUAAAAUGACACUCAACAAUGUCUCUGUUGUCAUGGCACCCAACAUCUUCAUGUUCAAAGGCUUCCGUUCCAAGGUUACAGAACAACAGGAGAUCUCCAUGGCAACUAGCACAGCCAAUAUUGUCCGUCUGUUGAUUAGAUACCAGAAUCUGCUGUGGACAAUCCCCAAGUUCAUUGUGACCCAGGUCAGACAGCAAAACAUGGAAAGUCAGCGGAAACAAAAUAAAGAGAGAGCUGUAAGAAAACUGCUGAAGAAGAUUACCACUGACAGACCACCUGAUAAAGCUGUGGCUGAGGAGAGUUCACAGGGAUUCAUUCGAGUCCAAGCUCCUCAGUUCAGGAAAGUUUCUAUGGCAGUUCAGCUGACUGAAGAGUUGCAGGCUGCUGAUGUUUUAACACGCUUCCUCAGCCAAGACAGUUCAGUGGCAGUGAAACGAGAAGAGCUGUGUCUCUAUGAGAUUGGGGGAAACAUCAAGGAGAGAUGUCUGGAUGGGGAAACAUUCAUGAAAGACCUCUUCCAGCUGAAUCCUGCAGCAGAGUGGGUCAUCAAAGUUGUACAGCGAUGAAAUUGUUCCUAUGCUGGAUGUCCUUCCGAGACCAGACUUCACCUUGUUCUCUGAGGUUUAAGACGUACUGUACACUUGGAGAAGUUGCAGAGUUUUAGCAAACAUAGGCAGUGUAACAUGGUUUUAUGCCUCUGCUUUGACCUGAAAUCUAUCACAAAAAUGAAAAUUAUUUAGUUGGAGAAAGGUGUGGUGAAAUUUUUUUUUCCUAAUUGUUUGGAUGACAAGGAUGCCCAGACAAGAAUAUAUUAAAAAAUUCAGUAUGCAAAAACAACCAUUCACAGUCUGCCUUUUGCUGUGUACUGCAGUUGUACAACUAACCUGAAGUACAAUACAGUGAGUGCAAUUACAAGAAAAUCUCCUUUAUGUGAAUUACACCAUCACCUCUGUGCUCCUGACAGACCACUGUUGAACGCUGGUGGAAAUACAUUAUUUCCUCUAGUUUAUCUGGUGUGGUGUUAUGGUGUGAAACUGUAAGUAUUUCAAUGGUAUACUGUGAUUAAUUACCUCUAAUCACUUUGUUGUGCCUGCUAUAAUAAGCUAAAAUAUAGUUUGUGGCAAUGAAUGAUCAAAUUCGGUUAAUUCUUGAACAUUUAUUUUCUGAAGCCAAAUGUUGGCUUUUAUUUAUCAGUUUUUUUGUUCAGUCAAAGUUAACAACAGGUCAUAAUAUCGAAUGUCAGUGUGUGGAUGCUCUUCAUUGUAACCAGGAGGAACUAUUGGACCUGAGGAGUGACUGCAGUCAGUUACAUGUGAGUGGGGUCCCACAUAUGGCACAGUUCAUGAGUGAGUGCAGCAUAAACCAGCACAAACUGGUCUUAUUGUCUCCACUUUUGGGAUUUCAUGAUAAAAAAACUGUCGCAGUCAAGUAACCAGGACACGCAAUGACAACGCCUCUGUUUUUAUAGCACAUUCAUAUAUUGUGGUGCAUUCUGACUUUAAACUGGAUGUUUGAGUGUGUUACUGUACGGAUCCAUCCUCAAGACUGCGUAGCAUAAAUGUGCUCAUGUGAAGAAAAUGCAUUUCUUUAUUGUUUUUUGUAUAAGAAUGAUCUCUGCCUUUUAACUCACAUGAAAUCAGUUAAACCACAUGCCUUGCAUGUUUUUUACAUUACCAUGUUAAAUAUACUGUAACCACUCUUACAUUAUAAUUUUCUCACUCUAAAAAUGGUCCUAUGAAAAAAAUACAACAGGUUGAAUAGGUAUCUGGACACACAAUUGGAAAUGAACACAUGUAAUACAUUGGCAGCAGUUUAAUUUAGCUGGGAGUAUAAAAUAAUAUUUUUUUGGCACAUAUGUCUUGAAUAAUCCUGUGUGAUUUCUCAGUUUCAUAAGCCUGUGGAGAAUCGUAUCUGCACCACAAAGUCAAACUUCACAUAUGUUUCCUUUGUGGAGCGCAAGCAACAAACUCUGUGUCACUUUUAUAUUAUAUUUUUUUUUUAUCUCAGUAUGAUACUCCUUGCCUUGCAUUAUCGUGUUUACUGUGAAACUUUUCUUUCCAAAUAAUGUCUUAUUACUGCCUUGGAAAUGACCACUAAAACUGCUUGUAAAUAAACUUGCACUUAAUUUACCAUUA